Protopterus annectens (West African lungfish) is the source of this 6531-nucleotide messenger RNA. It is a transcript of the gene DNAH14, whose product is annotated as dynein axonemal heavy chain 14. The record is from RefSeq and is a predicted model, not a curated record. NCBI's taxonomy places the organism in Eukaryota, Metazoa, Chordata, Ceratodontiformes, Protopteridae. Gene Ontology annotation, biological process: microtubule-based movement. The transcript is spliced from 47 exons. Gene Ontology annotation, cellular component: dynein complex. Gene Ontology annotation, molecular function: dynein intermediate chain binding; minus-end-directed microtubule motor activity; dynein light intermediate chain binding.
AUGUCUUCAGUUUAUGUAUUCCACUGCUUCCUUUCUCAGAACAUAGAAGACAUCACUCUGGCUGCAGCUUGUGCUCCUCCUGGUGGUGGAAGAAAUGAGAUCAGCCCACGACUUCUUAAACAUUUUUGUAUGUUUGUUCUACCACAAUCUUCAGUAGAGACACUACAGCAUAUAUUCCAGGUACAACUGGGUACAUAUAUGGAAAACCGUGAAUUCAUGCCUGAUGUUCAAGAGUGUAGAGAUGGUCUGGUUUCUGCUUCAAUAGCUGUUUACCUUAAGAUGUGUACCAGCAUGUUGCCUACUCCAGCCAAAUCCCACUACACAUUUAAUCUGCGGGACUUAUCCAGGGUGGUUCAGGGAAUAAUGCAGGCCAAUGAGACUGUAAUUGUUUCAAAGGAAACAGUAGCUGAGUUAUUUAUACAUGAAGCAUCUCGUGUGUUCCAGGAUCGUUUAGUUGACAUCCCAGACCGAAAAGUUUUUUAUGGGAUUCUUUCAGAAGAUUUGCAUACUUAUUUCAAGGUACAGAGGAGUUCAGAUGAUCUGAUGAAGAAACCAAUAAUAUUUGGUGAUUUUCUGGAUAUGAAUGUCCCAGUCAGCAGUAGAACCUAUCAGCAUAUUCUGAAUCACAAGAAGCUUGGCAGUGUACUAGAAGAGUAUCGAAUGAGAAGGGGAAAUAACAGCAGUCAGACCCCUCUUGUGUUUUUUAAAGAAGCAAUGGAACAUACUACUAGAGCUGCCAGAGUCUUCAGACAGCCAGGAGGUCACAUGAUGCUGAUUGGAUUAGAUGGAACUGGAAAGGAGACUUGUGCACAACUGGCCUGCCAUAUUUCAGGUUGCAGCCUCUAUAAAAUUUCUGAUACCCAAAACUAUAACCAUACAGAUUUCAGGGAAGACCUCAAAAAGGUUUACAGACAGACUGGGCUGCAAGGUCAACAUCUGGUCUUCCUUAUCACUGAUGCUGAUAUUGUCAAGGAAUCAUUUUUGGAGGACUUGAACAGCAUUCUUAAUUCAGGAGAGGUGAUGGACUUAUUUGACAAUGAAGAAAUAGACAACAUUGUUGUAGAAUUAAAAGCUGCAGCUGCAGAGGCCAGUAUUUCUGACAGUGCACAGGAUGUAUAUGCUUUCUUUUUGCAGCAAGUACACAGUAGACUUCAUAUAGUAUGGGGUACAAGUCCAGCUGGAACACUUUUUCGCCAGAGAUGUCGCAAGCAUCCUUCCCUUGUUAACUGCUGCACAAUAGACUGGUAUGAUGAGUGGCCCCAAGAGGCUCUGCUUAGUGUUGCAAAUAGUUUCCUAAAACUUGAGGAUACCAACAUGCACUCACAGGUCGCACAAGUCUGUGUUGAAAUUCACAAAAGUGUUUCUGUUGCAGCUGUACAAUACUUAGAAGAAUUCAGAAGACACUGCUAUAUCACUCCAACUAGUUAUUUAGUUUUUUUAGACACAUUCAAUCAUAUAUUGGGAAACAUGAAAAGAACCCUUCAAGGAGAAAGAGAGCAAUUCUACAAUGGCCUUACCAAGCUGUCUGAAGCGACAUCAUUAGUUGAAAUAAUGCAGAAAGAUCUGGUUGCACUUGGACCACAAAUAGUGCAGAAAUCAAAGGACAUUGAAGAACUAAUGGUAAAACUGCAAAGAGACUCAGAGGCAGUGGAGAAGGUCCGAGCUAUUGUAAAACAGGAAGAGGAAAUCAUGGCAGAAGAAGCACGUAUUGUACAAGAAUAUGCUGAGCAAGCAUCUGAAGAAUUAAAUGCGGUGAUGCCAGUCUUGCAACAAGCUGUUUCUGCACUUGAUGCCCUGGAAAAAGCUGACAUCUCAGAAAUAAGAGUCUACACAAACCCUCCUGAUCUUGUUUUGACUGUUAUGGGUGCAGUUUGCGUACUUCUUCAACAGAGACCUGACUGGUCUACAGCAAAGCUUCUCUUGGCAGAUCCAGGAUUUCUUAAGCGAUUGGUGACCCUUGAUAAAGAAAACAUACCAGACAAGGUGUUUCUAAAGCUGAAACGAUACUUAAAUAAUCCUGAUUUUAACCCAGUGAAAGUUGGAUUAGUGUCUACUGCCUGUCGCUCCAUGUGUCAGUGGGUGUUAGCCCUUGAACAUUACCACAAAGUGUGCAAAAUGGUUGAGCCAAAACAGCGCAGAGUGGUAGAAGCUCAAGAAGCAUUAAAGAUCGCUGAGCAGCAUUUAAUGGAGAAGCAGAAGAGCUUACAAAAGAUUGAAGAACAUCAGGAAAGGCUGCAGCAGUUCUAUAAUGAAAAUGUGCAUCAGAAAGAAAUGUUGGCAGAACGGAAAAUACUAACAAAGCAACGUCUCAAACGUGCUUCAGUUCUGGUUUCAGCACUGGAUGAAGAAAAGGUACGGUGGAAAGAAUCUGUGAAUGAACUGGAGCAGAGGCUUCAAGGAAUUGUUGGAGAUAUACUGGUUUCUUCUGCCUGCAUAGUUUAUAGUGGAGUGUUUACAGCAGGAUAUCGUUGCAGGCUUCUUAAGGAAUGGCUGUGUUUCUGUGGCACUAACAACAUACCUAUAUCUUCUGAGUUUACCUUGAUCAAGGCAAUGGUAGACAAGAACCAAGUGCUUAAGUGGCAUAAUGGGGGGUUGCCUCCUGAUCAGUAUUCCACUGAGAAUGCUAUUAUGGUGAAUAAAGGACAACGUUGGCCAUUACUUAUUGACCCACAAGGGCAGGCACAUAAAUGGAUUCUGCAAAUGGAGGGCAACAAAUUACAGAAGGUCCUCGCUUCUGAUCCAACCUAUAUGAAAACUCUAGAGAAUGCGAUUCAGCUUGGAGCUCCUGUGCUAUUGAUGGAUGUCACAGAGACACUAGAUCCAAGGUUAAGGACAAUAUUAACAAAAGAUGUGUACAGAAAAGGAGGGCAAGACCUCAUCAAGAUUGGAGACACUGAGUUGGAAUACAAUCACAACUUUAGGUUAUACAUGACUACACAACUACCCAAUCCACAUUUUCUCCCAGCAGUGUGUGUGGUUGUCACUCUCAUUAACUUCACAGUGAAAUUUGAGGGCCUGCAAGAUCAACUGUUAUCUAGCGUUGUUGCUCAUGAACAUCCACAGCUAGAGAAGGAGCACCAGCAUCUGUUGGAGAGUGUUGCUGCUGACUUCCACACAUUACGUGAGCUAGAGAAGAAAUCCCUGACCUUGCUGCAGAAGACUGAAGGGCAUAUUUUAGAUGAUCAGGACCUUAUUGACACAUUGCAGAGGUCAAAAGUCACAUCAAAAGAGAUUGUCAUUCGGGUCCAAGCAUCAGAAUCCACAGAGAAGACAAUUGAUGUCACUCGUAAGAAGUACCUUCCCAUAGCAAAAAGAGGUGCUGUGUUAUAUUUUGUUGUUGCUGACCUGGUUAAGCUUGAUUACAUGUAUCAGUUCUCUCUGGACUGGUUCCAUCGGUUAUUUGUGGAUACUAUUGAUUCUGUGAACAAAAAGAAAAGGAAAGGCUCUGUAACUGAGAAUCUACCUGAAAAAGUUCCUUUAACAAUACGGGCCCUCAGCAAGCAGAGACAAGUUAACCUAACACCAGAAAAUGAAGAUCAGCCUAUUUCAAGCACAGAUGGCUUUGAUGAACUACUUCUCAAAAAAAUGAGUGCAUUGACUGAAAAUGUAUACAAGGUUGUCUCUUGUGCCUUGCUCAUUAAUCACCAGCUCUGCUUUUCCUUCAUGCUGUGCACAACAAUCAUGCGAUAUAACACCGAGGAGGAUAAUAUGUUCAGCAAUUUGGGAGCCAUACUUGAGAGUGAAUGGAACAUGUUUCUGCACUCAGCCGUGUUGGCUAACGUGGUUGACCAUAACAAGCAGUGUGAUGACAUUAAUGGUAUGGAUUUCAAGCUGUGUGCCCCUGGGCCAUGGCUUACAGAUACUAUGUGGCAGCAAUGCCAGUAUAUCAGCAGUCACCUAAAAACAUUCUCCCUUCUUUGUUCUUCACUGAGCUCAAACAUUGACCAGUGGAACCAGUUCAUCUCUAGUAGGAAUCUGUAUCACAUUCUUAGUGAGCCUUAUAAACCCACUGCAACAAGUGUUCCCAGCGUGUCUAUCUCCAUCCCAUCUGGCCCAGGCAACUACCUGCUGGUGCCAGGACACCAAAGCAAUGAAUAAGGGCAAAAUCUGUGUAUCAUUACAUUCCCAUGGGAGAUGCUGUCUUCCUUCCAAAAGCUUCUUUUGAUAAAGAUUCUGAGACCACAAUACCUAACUGGAGCAGUGCGUGACUUUAUUACAGAAAAAAUUGGAGCCACCUACCUUCAGAAUAAAGGAAUCAACUUAAAGGAAGCAUACAAGGAGACUAACUCCAACACUCCACUGAUCCUUAUCCUUUCAUCAGGCAUGGAUCCAGCAGCUCACCUACUACGACUGGCAGAGGAACUCAGAGGAAAUACAUUACAUGUUGACAUGGUAUCACUUGGGCAGGGGCAAGGGCCCAAAGCAGAAGAAUUAAUCAACAAAGCACGGAUAUUGAAAGGACGCUGGGUCUUUCUUCAGAACUGCCAUCUUGCAAGUUCAUUUAUGCCAAGGCUUCAGAGUAUUGUAGAAUCACUUGCGAAGAUAAAUGCUGACACUGAUCCAGAGUUUAGGUUAUGGCUCAGCUCAAAACCAGAUCCUUCCUUCCCUAUCACCAUACUGCAGAAAGGAUUCAAGAUGGCAGUCGAACCACCUCAAGGAUUAAAGGGAAAAUUACUUCAAACGUUCAGCUGCAAUGGCUCAGGAGAGGUAACUGAGAAAAACUAUGAAAAGGAAACACUAGGACCAUACUGGAAGAAACUGCUGUUUAGUUUAUGUUUCUUCAAUGCAGUGGUCAAUCAAAGGAAGAAAUAUGGAGUUUUAGGCUGGAAUAUUCCUUAUGAAUUUACAUCUUCUGAUCUAGAGGUUUCCAUUCAGGUGCUGAAAAUGCUUCUGGAGGAGAACAAAGGGAUCCAUUGGCAAGCACUGCAGUAUUUAACAGGGGAAGUGGUAUAUGGUGGACGUGUGACUGAUCACUGGGACCGACGAUGUCUGCUCCAUAUCCUUAAAAGAUUUUAUAAUCCUGAGAUUUUGCAAGAUGGACAUGUUUUCUAUAGUAACAAGGUUUAUUGGCAUUGUUUAAAUGCAACAAGCCUAGAAGAGUGUAGGAAUUUUAUACAGUCCUUACCAGAUUCAGACUCCUCAGUGAUGUUUGGAAUGCAUCCUAAUGCUGAAAUAGCAUUUCUGGAAUCUCAGGCCCAAGAAUUUAUUGAAACUAUUGUCAGUAUUCAGCCUCGCAUUGGAGCAAAAAACUAUAUCAGUGAUGAGAAGACCUGUGAUGAAACAGUGCUGGACACAGUGUUAGCCAUACUGAAGCAGCUGCCUGAAACUGUGGAAGAAAGAAGAGAAAAAAUUACUUCAGGACAGGCAAUGGACACAAAUUUUCACUGUACAUUGGCAGAUUUGAUGUCAGGGCCCAAGUGGGAUAACCUUGUUAAAAAUACUGAAGGUUAUGAUCCUUUGCUUAAAUCAGCUUUGAUAACAGUUCUACGACAAGAGAUUGAUCGAUUUAACCAUUUGUUAUCUGUUAUCCUCUCCUCGUUACGUUUUCUUCAUCAGGCUGUAAAAGGGGAUAUUAUCCUAACAGAGGGUUUAGAAGAGGUCUAUGAUGCAUUCCUUAACAGAAGGAUACCACUGCUGUGGCAGCGACAUUCCUAUGAAUCAUGCAAACCUUUGGGAUCCUGGGUAAGUGACCUCACUCAGAGGAUAGAUUUUUUCAGCACAUGGGCAGACAAUGUAACUACCUGCAUCCAUUUAAGAUUUGGCAUUCCAGCUCCCUCUCCAAAGGAAAAUAAGAUGCUUGAAACUAUGUCAACUGAGACUUCUAAAAGGGAUACUGAGGAUGAUGAAUUCACUCUCUACCAUCCCCGGCGUUUUUGGCUGUCAGGUUUCUUUUUUCCACAAGGUUUUCUCACUGCAGUACUACAGAACUAUGCACGAAGCAAAGGAAUACCUGUGAACUCCCUUACCUUCACUCAUCAGAUCAUUUCUACAAAUGAAGAUACUGAAGAGUACCUUAGCAAUGUAAACAGAAAACAAGGCAUUAAAGAAUCUGCUUUCAAGGGGUCAUGUCAAUUGGAGGAUGGCAUUCUGGUAUUUGGCUUAUAUAUAGAUGGUGCUAGAUGGGACCCCAUUGCCAACACAUUACAGGAUUCAGUACUUCACCAGAGAUUUUACUGCAUCCCUGACAUCCAUUUUUUGCCAAAACAGAUUACUUCUGAAACAAAACACCUUAAAUCAGAUGAACAACCAAGUAAACACACCAUGUACUAUGAAUGCCCACUGUACAGGACAUCUCAAAGAACAGGAACUCUUUCAUCUACCGGCUUGUCAACAAAUUUUAUAACCUCAGUAAAUCUCCUAACAUCUGAGCCUCCUACUUACUGGGUUACUAGAGGAACUGCACUUCUAUGUCAGCUAGAUGAUUAAAAGACAACACACUGCUCUUUCCUUCAUUUUUGUGCCAUUUAGUCUAACGUCUUAUUUAUCUUCAGUCCUGUAGACAAAAUAAAAUAAACUGAAUGUAAUACUUAA